AACGGAUCGUCAUGGAUAUUCAAGAGUUUCGUGUGCGUGGCAAGGAGAUGGUGGAGUACAUCUGCGAGUUCAUGAGUAAUAUUCACAAUCGGAGAGUGACGCCGGACGUUGGUCCCGGAUAUUUGAGACCCCUGCUACCCUCCGAGGCACCGCAACAACCUGAGCCUUGGGAAGACAUCAUGAGAGACGUCGAGUUGAAGAUCAUGCCCGGAAUCACUCAUUGGCAACAUCCACGGUUUCACGCGUACUUCCCAGCUGGAAAUUCCUUCCCAUCGAUACUCGGUGACAUGUUGUCGGAUGCGAUAGGGUGCAUCGGAUUUUCAUGGGCGGCCAGUCCAGCCUGCACGGAGCUGGAGACGAUAGUCUGCGACUGGUUCGGCAAAGCCAUUGGUUUGCCGACGGACUUCCUCUAUUUUAGCUCGGGUAGCAAAGGAGGAGGUGUAAUACAAGGCUCAGCUUCGGAGUGUAUCUUGGUGUGUAUGCUGGCAGCGAGGGCUCAAGCGAUUGCCAGGCUGAAGGAGUCGCCAGCUCACGCACACCUGGACGAAACUGCUCUUCUAGGCAAGUUGAUGGCCUACUGCAGUCGCGAAAGUCACAGUUGCGUGGAGAAGGAUGCCAUGAUCUGCUUCGUGAAGCUGAGAAUCUUGGAACCCGACGAGAAGAGCGUUCUUCGUGGCGAAACUUUGCGUCAAGCAAUCGAGGCGGACACGGCCGAGGGUUACAUCCCCUUCUUCGUCUCUACCACCCUAGGCACGACUGCUUGUUGUUCCUUCGACAAUCUCAAAGAAAUCGGGCCAGUUUGUAAAAAAUAUCCAGGCGUGUGGUUGCACGUCGAUGCAGCGUAUGCCGGAAACUCUUUCAUCUGUCCGGAACUGAAGUACCUGAUGGCUGGUAUCGAGUACGCGGAUUCCUUCAACACCAACACGAACAAGUUCCUAUUGACGAACUUCGACUGUUCUUGCCUCUGGGUUCGAGACAGAUUCAAGCUGACCGGCGCGCUCGUCGUCGAUCCUCUUUAUCUCCAGCACACUCACGCGGAUACCGCCAUCGAUUACAGACACUGGAGCAUACCUCUGAGCAGACGAUUUCGAUCGUUGAAGCUCUGGUUCGUGAUGAGAAGCUACGGGAUAUCCGGUUUGCAGGCCUACAUUCGCAAUCAUAUCCAACUGGCUAAAAGAUUCGAGGCGUUGGUUAGGAAGGAUGCGAGAUUCGAACUUUGUAACGAAGUUGUGUUGGGCCUGGUUUGUUUCCGGGCAAAAGGCACCGACAAGCUGAAUCAAAAGCUACUGAGCACCAUCAACGACUCCGGAAAGCUGCACAUGGUGCCGGCAAGAGUGAAUCAACGGUUCACGAUUCGAUUCGCGCUUGCUGCACCGAAUGCCACCGCCUCUGACGUUGACAUAGCUUGGAGUAUCAUAACGGAUUAUCUAGCCGAAUUAUUAGAGUCCAAGGAUGUCAUGGACGAAUUGGCAGAUAUUCGCGAGAAGAAGAGGAAAGCCACUUUGGAGCAGAGGAGGUCCUUCUUCGUGCGCAUGGUGUCCGAUCCUGCGAUCCAACCCGGCUUCACCAAGACUCCGAACAGGACGGGAGCGAAACUGGACACUCAAGCAACGAUCGGUGGCAUUGGUUCCAAUCCUCAUACCGCCACUAUGUCCGAUGUUAGACGUUCCUGGAUAUCGUGGCCACUGGCAUACUUGAUGCAGGCAAAGGAUGCUGCGGAUACCAGCGAAUUAUCUCUCAGAUUUCGCCACCUGGACACCAUGGUACGGCUGAAAGCGAGCGGUACCGGAAGUCGUCGCGGCAGCAGCAAUGGCUGCAGCCCGGAUCCAUCGCCAUCAGCAUCGCCGUCCCGUGGAAGAUCGCCGAACGGCAGGGCGUAA
Molecule: messenger RNA, 1880 nt
Organism: Eufriesea mexicana
Lineage: Eukaryota; Metazoa; Arthropoda; Insecta; Hymenoptera; Apidae
Product: aromatic-L-amino-acid decarboxylase
Exons: 13
Coding region: 12-1880 (622 amino acids)
Biological process (GO): carboxylic acid metabolic process; amino acid metabolic process
Cellular component (GO): cytoplasm
Molecular function (GO): pyridoxal phosphate binding; carboxy-lyase activity
Source: RefSeq, a predicted model, not a curated record